This is a messenger RNA of Linum tenue, 4705 nucleotides long. Lineage: Eukaryota; Viridiplantae; Streptophyta; Magnoliopsida; Malpighiales; Linaceae. The record is from the annotation of a GenBank genome assembly.
GGCAAGGAAACGAAAGAUCGAAGAAGACAGGACACAGCCACAUCCCACAGGAGCGACAGAAGGGCAGGGUAGAUAAAUAUGAAGAAGAAACAGGGCUAAUUGAGUCAUUCUCAACUUCUGAGUCGUUUUCUCUUUAUAUCUUUCUUCCUCCUUCCGUCUUCCCCGAUUCCUUUGGCCAUCGUGAAUCCUCAAUCCAUCUCGAGAGAGAGUGAGGGAAAGAUUGAGACUUUGAGAGAGUUCGUGCUGUACUGAAUAAACCGACUCUCCCUGACACCAAGCUCCGGUCCUUCCUUGCAUCUGGGCUCUUGUCUAUUUAAUUCUUCCUUCCUAUAUUCUCUUCUGUCUUAAUCCGAAGAAGAAAGCUUUUCUUGGCGGGAAACGAAGAUGUCGGGGAAAGGAGCAAAGGGUUUGAUUAUGGGGAAGGGAGCUGCUGCAGCGGCGGCAGCUAAUAAGGACAAGGACAAAGAGAAGAAGAAACCCACCUCUCGCUCUUCUCGUGCUGGUCUCCAGUUUCCAGUGGGUCGCAUCCAUCGCCUCCUGAAACUAAGGACAACAGCUCACGGGAGGGUUGGAGCUACAGCUGCUGUCUAUUCCGCUGCUAUUCUCGAGUAUCUGACUGCAGAAGUACUGGAAUUGGCUGGGAACGCAAGCAAAGAUCUGAAGGUGAAACGUAUAACUCCAAGGCACUUGCAGCUAGCAAUCCGUGGUGAUGAAGAGCUCGAUACCCUAAUCAAGGGCACCAUUGCUGGCGGUGGAGUCAUUCCUCACAUCCACAAGUCCCUCAUCAACAAAUCGUCCAAAGAAUAGAGAACUUCUGUAGAAGCAGCAGGUUUCCUGCUUGCUAACACACCUGAGAUUGUCUUCUGAUGUUUAGAGAGUUAGUCAUGGAAAAUGUCAGACUUCUGUAUCUUGUUAGGUUGAUUUGGUUGCUGCUGGAUCAUUGUUACUUUUAAGCUAAUUCAGUUUGCCCCGUUUCUCAUUUGCUUAGUGAGAUGAUGAUUUAAUUCUUCGAGGUUCCAAUUGUUGCUGCUAUUACCAUUAGAAUGUACGACAAUACGAGGUAUGUUCAUUUAUUGGUCCAGUGGUGAAGCCACUGUUCUGUUUCUGUUUUCUGAAUGGGUAACGAUUCAGACAAAUCGAAUCCAAUCCAUUAAGAGUGCUUUGAGCAGGCAUUGAAACUUGAAUUAGCUACUAAUUAGCAGAGCAUGAUUUUGAGAAAACAAAGAUCAUCAUUGAUUCAAGUUGAAACCAAAGUAGAAGCCAAGUGGGAAUCCCAACAAAUGAAGCCAAGUUACAGAUCCUCAAAAAAGACCAACAUGUCAAUCAGGACUCUAGACUCAGCUACUCAUGGCCAUGUAGUUAGCCAGUCUUAAGCCUGAAUGUGCCAAACGAAUAACGCCCCUUAAAAUCAAUACAGUCGCUCAACUCAACCUCCUCAUCUCCCCUCCAAGAAUGUUAAAUCACAUUAGUCUGGAUCCUAAAUCCCUAACCAAUUGUUGACACCUUAGGAACAUCGACCGGGAAGUUAUCGAUCUCAUCCAUCCAUGGGUUCUUCUCCUUUGCAGGGUUAAUAGUCCUCAAAGCCUUCCACACAGCACUGUUGCACUUGAAACCCGAACCAAAUGCGAUCUGCCAUGUCCUGUCUCCCUUCCGAAUCCUUCCUUUAGAUUCUGAAUAAGCCAGCUCAUACCACAGCGAGCUGCUCGAGGUGUUACCGAAGCGGUACAGAGUCAUUCUCGAUGGCUCCAUGUGCCAAUCGGAUAAGUGCAAGUUCUUCUCCAACUCGUCCAGCACCGCUCUCCCACCAGCAUGGAUGCAGAAAUGCUCGAAUGCCAGCUUGAAAUCAGGAAUGUAUGGCUUAAUCUUCAUCUUCAGAACCUUCUUCCCUACCAAUGUACCAAAGAACAGAAGCUGUUCCGACAUUGGAAGCACGAGAGGUCCCAAAGUAGUAAUAUUAGUCUUCAAUGCAUCCCCUGCCACUGCCAUAAGAUCUUUGGACAGAGUUACACCGACUUUCCCGUUAGCAUCCUCUUCUUGAGUGACACACGAGAAGCAUUUAUCAUCAGAACCUUUAUGAGUGCGAACUGUAUGAACUAACUCAUACUUGGACCUCCUCUUAUCGGAUCUCUUGUUGGAGAGCAAAAUCGCAGCACCUCCCAUUCUAAACAAGCAGUUCGAAACAAGCUUCGAUCUAUCAUUCCCAAAGUACCAAUUCAAGGUGAUGUUCUCCAUGCUUAUGACCAAAGCAUAGGAAUUGGGAUGGACCUGGAGAAGAUCUUGAGCAAGAGCUAUGGAGAUCAGACCAGCACUGCAUCCCAUCCCACCAAGAUUGUAGCUCACAAUGUUACCACGAAGCUUGUAAUGGUUGAUCACCAUUGCUGAUAGCGACGGUGUAGGGUUAAACAAGCUGCAAUUCACGAUCAAAACCCCGAUAUCUUUCGGAUUAACCGAAGUCUUCGCGAGAAGCUCAUCAAUAGCUCCAUACAUCACCGCCUCGGCUUCUUUCCUCGCUUCCUGCAUGGACGGAUUUGGAGGGACUGUCAGGACAGCAUCUGGGAGAUAAGUGUUGUCUCCUAACCCAGAUCGUUCCAGGAUCUUCUUCUGGAACUCGAGGCUCUCCUCGGUGAACGAUCCGGCCAAACGAGAUCGAUCCAUGAAGAUCUUCUUGGUGCAUUGGCGCGAUUCAUCCGGCUUGUAACACGAGAAGUUGACGAGGUAGACUGGUCGAGGGCGUGUCAUGAAGUAGAGCGUGAAGAGGAAGACCAUCAGGGUUGAGCACACAAUCACGGAGAUGAGAUUGUACUGGAGAUGUUCCCACAAGUCGUGGAGAUCUUCGAAGGAGAAAGUCGAGAGCUGAGCUGUGAGAAUGACUACUAGUGGCGAAAGGCAGAGGUACAUGCCAUGAGUGAUGAGGUAGUGGUAACCGAGCUUCACGUAUUUCAGCUUCACCGAUUUCUUGAAAUCUGGGAGCUUUCGAGUCGAUGAUGGCUGGAUCAAGGGUUUGUUUGGUUGAGUCUCUGCCAUCUUUUCCCCCUCCCCUGUCAACAUUAAGAGCAACCCCUAAAUCAAUCGACAAAUUCAGCUUCUAUCUACCCUAUUGGUUCAAACAAAUCCCUAAAUCUGUCUAACCCAUCGCAGAUUCAAAUCUAAGGCCAGAAUCACGACAAAGCCCUAAACUUUCCUAACAACAGACCGAAACCCAGAAACCAAAUCUCUUCACAGAUUCAAGAAACCCAAGAGAAAAAUGGACAAGAAAUGUCAAAGUAAAAGAGAUAAGAUUGAAAAAGCUACGCACCUUGACCAGCUGGGAACUGGAGCUCAGAGAUCGCCCGAUUCUCCUCCCAGGAGAGAGAGAGACCCACCAAGAGACGGAUCCCAAAAUGGAUUGACAACGAUUAAAUAUAUAGUGGAAUACAGCGCAAGCUACUUCCAAAGUCAAAAAAAUUUCGCGGACGAGAAAAACAGAGUGAGAGGGGAAAAAAAACUCAAAAAAGGGUUAAAGAUAGAAACAGGGGAUGGGGAAAUGGGUAAGGAGAGGAUAGGCGCCGGCUACGAUUCUCAAUCCAAUUUAUAGAGCAGAGAAACUAGAGAUAAUGGCGGCGGGUGGCGAUGAUUGAGAGGAGUAGAAUACGGGCUGUGGCGAAGGAGGAGAAUACGCGUUUUUUCUCCCCUGUGGCGAGAGGGAGUGGGGGGAAUUGCGCGGCGCCAACUGGUACCCUGUUUUCUUGUUUCGUUUUGUUGUUUAUUGUUUAUUUGGUUUGUUGUUUGACCGGCCGCCGGCGAGAUGGACGGGACGGUUGGUGGAUCGGACGGGAGACGUUGGAUUGCCCAAACCAAAACACGGAGUUGAAUUUUCCCCGGUUUGCUCACUGUUCUUCUGAAAGUGAAAACUGAAAGAUCUCCAUUUGAAUUCAUUCAAAUCUAGUCAUAAUUAUGAAUCCCACUCUUCAAGUUGCAUCAUCACAUGGACAGCGGAUCAGAUGCCCUUUUCCUUUAUUAAUAAUUUCUUCAUCCCAUAUCUUAUGUGAUCUCGAAGAUCAGAUUAGGUAAGCUCUUUAAUGGAUUUUGUCAACCAUAUGUACAGGCAAGAGGAAACAUGUCGAUGCUUACUCAAAACGGAAUAGUUUCCCCGUUCAAGAAGCAGAGGUCUCAUGAUCGAAAUUCUGUGGCAAGAAUCAAAGCAAAAGAGAAACCUUAUUCACAUGUAUCGAGUAAAACACAAUUCUAAUACUCACCGUGGGAACGAAAUUUGGCUACUAUAUCGACCGAUGUUCUGACAGCUGGGAUGCUCGGCUUUCUAUUCGAGAAAAGUGGUACAUGGUUUGAAGUAGCAGAGGGAUCCGAGGAUGUUACCUGCUGACGACCCACUGUAAGAGCGGGGAAAAAAAAAUCCUGAAAAAAGAGUAGUACUGAAUAUGGUGGUGACUUUGGUGCCUAAGCACGACGAUGAAUCAUCGUCGUCGUGACCGCCUCAGACAUAGACUACACCGAUCCUAGGCGCCAAAGUCCCCUCCGAAUUCACCUCUUCUGGUUUAUAAACCAACACCAACGUAUGUUAUGUGUUUCAACUAUAUGUCAUGCUUCAUAUAUAGGAGAGUAGGAGACACAAAGAUUUGAGCAAGAGUACCAAGCAACUACUUCACAAAAGUCACAAGACUGUACUACCGUUUUUGCACCUUCCCACGUUUGUACUUCCUUGUGUACC